Messenger RNA from Batrachochytrium dendrobatidis JAM81, 630 nucleotides. RefSeq lists its product as uncharacterized. Lineage: Eukaryota; Fungi; Chytridiomycota; Chytridiomycetes; Rhizophydiales. The transcript has a single exon. Bases 1 to 630 code for a protein of 209 amino acids. The record is from RefSeq and is a predicted model, not a curated record.
AUGAAACUUUCAAUCGCCAUAUUGUCACCAAUCCUGCUUGCCUGCUCGGUCACUGCUGCCAAUCCAGUUCUUGACAGUUCGACUACAAGUACUGCAACUACUACUUCGUCAGCAUAUCCUAGUGCGACUGAAACUAGCGGGACUAGUCAUUUAACUCCUUUGGAUCCGUAUAGUCUACAUAUGGAUAAUUGCCAUCCGAUUGGUAUUGAUGGAAUCACACUGAUCGAGCUACUUGCAUCAAAUGCACAUAAACUUGAAAAACUAUCGCGAUAUAUUGACACGAAAAGAGAGACAAUUAGCGAACAAAAGAAAGUGAUCGAUGAACUCAAGGAAAAAAUUGACCAUUUAAAGAGUAAACCUUCAGGCCGUAGAUCAGAGAUAAUCAAACUCGAAUCUACGCUUGCUGAAUACAUUAAAGCUCUUGGAAAUCCCAAAAGGCAGUUAAGAAGGCUCACCAAAGAGCAUUCGGAUACGAAUCAACAAAAUGUUCAAACACGAGCGAUGCUUGGAGAGUACUUUGCAAAACAUCAUUCGGUUGGAUCAACGAACUCUGACGGUACGAUAAACACUGAACCAUAUCCUGGAUUCACGAAAUGUUUUGACUAUUUCUACUAUCGCUCACCACAAUGA